Pocillopora meandrina is the source of this 8177-nucleotide messenger RNA. NCBI's taxonomy places the organism in Eukaryota, Metazoa, Cnidaria, Anthozoa, Scleractinia, Pocilloporidae. The record is from the annotation of a GenBank genome assembly.
AUGGCUCCUGAUCCCAGUGAAUCAUUCAGAGAGCUUCGGCCUGUCUGUAUAAAACUUUCAAAGGAACCUUCACCACAAAACAUCAAAGAUUUGGAGGCUAAACUACGGAUUUUAAAUCCAGCGCACCUCACCCAACUGGUAGAGUACGUGUUGUUUCCUCUAAAACUUGCCUUGCAGAGCGGCAAUGCUACAAACGAAGUACAAGAAACAGCUGUUGGAUGCAUCGAAACUCUCUUUAGACGUGCACGUGUUUGUCAGCUGAGAACAUUUGAAGAAAUGUUUAAUUACAUGUGCAUGCUUCUAAGUUCAAGGGAAGGGGGUCCGGGUCACUUGGCUGGCAUUCCCGAAGAACUUAAGCUGAAUGUCGUCAAAUGUCUCUCUUGCCUUCUCCAGAGCUCAUCACUUGUGGUUAGAGGUGCAUUUUAUUCACCACGUCUGCUUCCAGUUCUUGGGCAUUCAGUGAGCGUCUUGUUGGCAUUGUCAGGAAACGAGAAAGCCAGAAAUUUAAGAGUGUGUGCCCUUGAGUGCCUCAGUUAUUUGGCUUGUUGCAGCGAAAACUUUGGUUGGCAGUCAGAGGUCGGAAGCGAUCCUCAGCAGCAAGAUGACAGGCUCGCAUUACAAGAUGCAAUCAAGGAUUCUGUAGCACAAGCAUUUGCUUCAUUUGUACCUGGAAUUUCAACAGCUUUAUGCCGAAUUAUUACAGGAGACACUAAACAAGGCCAUGUGGUUAUUACCCAGGCCAUCUCUGUGUGGGGGGACGUUCUUUCUUUAGUGAUGAAUGAUAAGCAUUUGCCAAUAAAACAAUCAGAGGACAAAGACAUCAUUACACAACUUAUGUCACUGACUACUGCAGAUAAGUGUAAUGAACCACAAGAAAACCCAAAACAAGAAAUUUCAAGCUCAAAUCCAGAAGGAAACGAUAAACUGCAGCAGUUAAAAGUUGACAGAAGUUUAGAAUGGUUUCGGGAGACAGGAAAAAAAUUAAAAAUUGUCAUUGGAAGACUUAGUAUCAUUUCUGCACACUCUAACUGGAAAGUGCGACUUUCAUUGGCAAAGUUCUGUGACAAACUUCUUGAAAACUGCAAGGACUCAUUAGAAAUUUGUGCAUCCACUCUGGUGGAUCUCUUGGUUGGAUUGACUGAGGAUGAUUAUUCACAAGUGGCAUCACUCAGUAAAAAAGCCCUAAGUAAACUUUCUGAAAGACUUGGAAAUGGUGAGGACUGUUAUCUAUGUUUUUAGGCUUUGCCAAUUUUGGUACAGCUAGAAAACUUAUUAGACUUCUUUCUGGUUGUGAUUUAAACAUGAAAAAGUGGGAUCAAUAUCAGUAUCUAGGCAACUGCCCACCUACCCCUCCCCUAACCCAACAACAGUCUAUUAAUAACAAGUUAGGGUUAAUGUUGGGUUAGGAGAGGGGUAGGUGGGCAGUUGCUCAGAUACUGAUAUUGAUCCAAAAAGUGCAAUAAUAGUGCACUUACCAUAUGCUUUCAUUUUUUGGUUCAUGUUCAAUGUGCUUUAAUGAUAUCUUAUCUUAAGUUAAACUAGGUUAAGCUGUAUAGCUAUCACGUGAUAAUUUGAGUUGAUAUAAAUUUGGCCACAGGAGAAAGUUUCUAAUUAAAAGCUUGUGUUUUAUCCCUCACUCUGACUAAGGGCUUACACUUAAAACAUCAGUUUUAGAAACUCUAUAUGAUAACAAACAUACAGUAUCAAUCAGAUGAUGAACCAAAUUAUCCCAUAUACCCACCACAGAUUCAGCACCGCAGUUUCUAACCCCUUAGCCCAAAAAGUUAUGCCUUCUAUCGGUAAUGGUUUGGUGUAAAAUCAGGUAUUAUAAAGGAAAAGUGCCAUCCAUGACCAAAGUCAAAUAAGUUGUUUUAAUUGUUUAUAAGCGUUGUUGAACAGAUUUUGCAGACUAUUUGCCUACUAGACACUGAGUCAAAAUAGAUCGACUUGUCUUUUUGUAUUAAUUUUUUUUUAUUUCUUAAUUUACUAGGUCCCAGCCCACUGAACUCCAUGUUGGAGGAGAAUCUUCAUUUAGCAUUGACAUCACUCCCUAGACUCAUGAGAACAGGGGAUGAUGCUCAAAAAAUCCAAAGCCUAAACCUUGUUCUUGGUUAUUUAAGCCUCCUUGGUAACAGGCUUUAUAACUUACUAAAUUCUUCAUCUUAUUUGAAGAGACUUUCCCUCGCCCUGAUUCAGGUAUGAGGAACUUUAACAUUUUGAUACAUGUACAGUGUAUUUGCAAAAUGUGUACAAUAGAAUAGAAGUGUCAUGAAAAAAAGUUUCUUUGAUAUAGACUUUAUAUUAACAAUAAGUGAUAAAGAGGAACAGCAUUUUUACCUCUCUACAGUCUUCAGGUUCUAAUGAAAUCUGAAAUUAUAAAAAAUUAGCAAAACUCAGGGGCAGAUCCUGAAAAUUGUGGUAGAGAGUGCUGAAAAAAUUUUGUCUAGAUUAUAAGAUCAUUCCAUGGGAUUAGCCACAACAUGUGCACAUGAUCAGGGUGACGCCAUAUUAUAGUGCCUUGCAAAAAGAGUUCGGGAUCAUGAGCUGUAAAUCUCCCCAUGUGGGGAUACUUCUCAGAGUUAUGUGAGUCAAAGCUGUCAGUAUUAGUGCAUCCAUAGAUGACUCAUGUUGGAGUACUAGUCUUUCACAACCACUUUUAAGAGAAAAACUGAUCAGUACUAAUAGCCAAGUUAGAAUGAGGGUAGUUUUUAUAGGAUUUUUAUAUCACGAGGUUUGUUCAUGACAAUAAUCUCAAGUCUUUAGAGUAGUCUUUUUUUUAAUUCUUGUUUGAUGAGGUAACAACACUUUUAUUCCACAUUUUCAUAAGAUAGAAUAAAUUUACAGCACAGUUAGUCCUUUCUUUAAAAUAGCAGAGCUCUAUGGAAACCCAAAAACAGGCCUUACUUUAAAUUUCAUCCUUCAAACUUUUACAGGUUCUAGAGUUUGAUGUUGGUGAUGUGGGAAUUGUAGAAGAAAAAACACCAUCUUUGUCAGAAACAGCAGUUCUACCAUCAGAGACUGAAGGACAAAACCCAAUGUCAUACCCAGUAAACCUGUUCACAGCCAGCACAUAUCCAAAAUACCACUUCAAGCAUUUCACAGAUGAAAAAGUUAAGGUGGCUGUGAACCAAAUUUGUCGUACCAUUGGUUACCAUGGCAACCUUCCUCUUGUGGUUGAUCACUUCCUUGACUUGUUUCAUGAAUCAAAGCUGUACCAGAAGCAAGCUGUUUAUAUUUUGAGUGAGAUUGUAGUGGGUUCCUCACAAGGAGUAGCAGAUAGUAACACAACUUUUUGUAAUGGUAAGAUGUAGAAAAUUAGUUUUAAGCCAGGGUCUCCAAUUAGUUUGAAAGCUGAAGGCAGUUAAGAAAGGUCAUUUUGGACAUCAUGUUGAUUUUUCUGAUCACACACAAGACCAUGAGCUAUUUGGUUAAAAUGUUCCAAGCACAUGAACCUUUGAAUCUUGGAAUUUGAAACUUGCAAUUGAGUUAAACCUCCGAACCUGUUUAUGAUAAAUUAUGCUUUAAGUUAAACUAAGAAAUGGCCCACGUACAAAUGUUUUUGAUAGUAUUUCAAUAAAUGUAUAACUGUUCAUUAGGAAUUAAUGUAGUUGGCACAGUGCAGCUGAUGUUAUCCUCAGCUUUAUUCAUGACAGGAAAGUUACUGCUUGACUAACGUGCGGCUUGAAACCAAGGUUUCAGUACUUUUGCUGACAAUAAUCUGUCAAGAAAGGUAUACAAAUAUCGUGCAUUAAUUACUUUGUAUAAGUUGAUACACCUCAAAAAUCCUGAAACACCCUACACUGGAAAUUUUUCUUAUCAUACUUGUAAGUGCUUAAACCAACUUUUGGCUCUACAAUUUUUUCCUAGAGGCCAAUUGAAAAAAUAGUUACUGGUAUUUUGUUUUCCCUACAGGGACAGAAGAUGACCACAAACUGUUGAAAAACCAUAGCAAAAACUGUAAAGAGGUUCAUGAUACUGUAGAACUCCUAAUUACUGAGUACAUUUCAGACAUUAACUGGAACUUGGUGACAUCAAAUCCUCAAGUAAUGCCUUCACGUAAACCUGUCGCAGCAGACCCACAUGAUUUCCUCACUGUCAAGAAAGAGACCAAGUUACGAAAAGCACUACCUUUUGAAAAUUUGAAUAGCAAUGUGCAACUCAGCUGUUUGUUGCUGGAAGCAAUUGGAGUGUUUUCCACUGUUAUUCCUUCGCAAUUUGAGGCAUCCUUAAUGCAGGUUCUUUACCCCAUCAUGGCUAAGCUAGGAAGUGGCAGUGCCACUGUAAGUCGCUCAGCAUAUGAGACUCUGGUGAAGAUUUGCCAGAGCUGUGAGUAUGAAUCAGUGGAUGACCUGAUUGCCAGAAAUGCUGACUACCUAGUGAAUGCUAUAUCUCUGGAUUUCAAGUAUGUUUUCAUGAACUGUCAAGCUCCUUGUGUGCUAAGAGUGAUGAUCCAGUACAGUAACCCAGGAAUUCUUUCCAUUAUCGAGGACACCCUCAUGGAUAUAUUUUCAGUUAUUGAUCUCUAUCCUGAUGAGUUACUGUACCUUUUGAUGAAAGUGUUAAAUGUCCUGGUUCUUAUGAUAAAGAAGUGGUUUCCAGCUCCAGUUAAAGAAGAAGUGAUCAAGGAGCCUAAGGAAGAGGUACAAGUUGUACUCACAAACCUUUUUUUUCUACAAAUCAACCAAGUUCAUUACAAAAUAUAAUUAUUUAUUUGUAGAAAUAUUUAAGACACAUAAUUAUAGUAUCAGUAUAUUAAGGGUUGAUACUUGAAUAUUAGGGUAUAAGAAAGCUUAUAGUGAUCCAUAUCUGAAUUAACUACUGCUUGGAGUAUUGCUACUUCUGCUGGGCAGUAUGUUUGACAUAGUCCAUUAUAGUUUGCCCCAAAUGAUUUUGUCAAAAUUCCUAGACAGUGGGACAGGUUGGUCAAAACGAUCCAACAACCGGCUCAUUUCUCUGUUUAUUCUGAAAAACUUGCCAGUUAUUCCAAAGGCUUUUAGCUCAAUUUUUAGCAGGGAAUCAUGAUGUUGAUGACCCUUAAGGCUGUCUACUUUGUAAUUCACAGCCUGGUUACUCAAAAUCUUUUUGACAGCCGUGGGGAGAAUAUAAGUUAACUGAAAGUGUCUCUGCCAGGACCACAUGAUACAUAAAGAAGACUGGGGUUCAUGCCAAAUCUUUUAUUUAUUUAUUUUUUUUCUUGACUGUGAUGAGUUAGGCUUUCUUUACUUAAUGCUUGCUGAUUUUAUUGCUGAUCUGCAUAGAAACCAAGCAGCAUCUGUCAAGAGGGACAGAAUUCUAAGUUUGACAAAGAUGAAGAUACUAACACAUCACCAGACCAGAUACGGCAAUAUUUCCUGGAUUAUCACAAAAGGAAGCAACAAGCCAUGGGAUAUGUGGAUGAAAAAGAACUUGAGGGAACAGAAGCAAAAGAAUGGGAGGAAAAUAUUGAAGAGGAACAGUUUGAGGCAGAUAAGAAACCUGAAGUGCCAAGACAUGUUAAAUAUGUAACAAUGGUGAGCCAGUUUGCAAUGUAUGGAUGUAAAUAUUAUUUUGUCUUAGAGGUGGGCUUUUUUCUGGAAUCUAGUUAAAAGAGAUGAAAUUUUCAAACUAGUUUUCAAGGCUUAGAAAAAAGUAAAGUGAGAAAAUAGAGACUAAAUAAUGAAUCCUAGGCUGUUUUUAUUAUUUCUUUAUGCACAUUUACAUUGUGUAACAGUCUCUUGAUUACAUCAAGUCUGAAACGCCACAACUUUACCCUUGAACCCCUAAUGGAGACUAGCAUCUAAUUUCUCCUUGGCAUGCAAUAUCACUCCUGGAUCAAACAUUAAGGUCACAAGGAUAAAGGGAAUGAAACCAAUCAAAGAGGUUCUUGACUGGUAAACAAAUUCUCCUUGUCACCACGUUAGGAAAGUUAUAGAACAGUGUGGAGAAUAUGCAUACUGAUGUUAGGGUGCAAAUGGUUAAAGUGGGUAAGUUUCUAAAGAAACUGUGGUGCUGCGUCAGUGGAAGGGUGUAACAAAGUAAUUUAGUAUUAUCAGCUGGGUCAAUAAUACCAAUGAUACCAAUAGAGUUUCAAAGCUGGCUUUUUUGAAUGUUAGUCCUUUGUCAGAGCAGGCUAAUACUGGAUACAUCAGCUUUGAAACUCCUAACAGUGGCCAAUUUACACUUAGCAACUCUGUGUUUCUUUUGCAAAAUAGUAUUGAUAUUAAUAUAUCAAGAUGGUUGCACUUGGGUUUGGAAAGAUGGUUUUAUUGCAAAUUGUAUGAAAGAAUCUUUAAUUAAUGAAUUUUUCUAAGGAAUCCAGUAUAAACUGGAUAUGAAACCUGCAUGGAUUACUUUUUGUUAUGUAGGUGCUGGAAAAGUGUGUACACUUCCUGUCAUCAAAGUCUCCAUGGCUACGUCUCUUAGUGCUGGAUACAAUUGACAUUGGUGUCCAGGCCAUUAGCCAGUCAGAAGACCAACUCCUUCCCAUGAUUCAUCGCUUGUGGCCACCAAUGGUUAAGAGAUUCACAGAUGAUGAACAGGUAAAUGAAUGGAAGUUUUUUCUCAUUAUUUUAUUUGUUUCUAUUGAUUGUCUCCAACUCCUUGUUUGCAAUUUUGAAAAUAGUGCCUCGUCAAAAAGACAAAAAAUGUCAUACCAUAAUAUGACAAUUUUUUUUUUCCUCUUUCCCUCGAGUACAGGCUUAAUGGGUUAAUAUCAUUAUCUGAGCAACUGCGCACUUACCCCUCCCUGAACCCAACAUUAACACAAUUUUUUUAUCGGUUGAUUAUCAUUGGGUUAGGGGAAGGUUAGGUGCUCGGUUUCUCAGAUACUGACAUUGAUCUGACUUUACUUACUUACUGACUAUGUGACUAAAUCUGAAAAGCUAAUGACUGUGUGCCGUUAAUAACAUGCACAAAUUACCAUGAUUAAACAAGAAGUAAACUGUUUCAUUUGUCUCCCACCUAACAUUGCAUGUUCUUGUUGCAGGUGGUAACAAUCAAGGCUGUUUCUGUCUUGUGCACCAUGUGUGAAGCAUCAGGAAGCUUUAUGUACCGUCGAGUUAUCAAGGACACCAUUCCAUCCAUGAUUGCUUUUCUUGAUAAACAGGCGUCAGUGAGCCUAAAGGCUGGCCCAGUCUACUCUCAGUCUCAGUCAUUCAAGCAGCAGCUGGCCAUGUUGAAGAGCCUGGGUCGGUUGUGUAAACAGUUAGAAAUUGGUGAAACAAUGCUUUGUUCUGUAGUGUGGGUUUGUACCCAGUACCUCAGCUGCCGACAGCCCAAGCUACUUCAACAAGUAUGUGAUAAAAACACAGAGCAUAACCAUAAGCAGAGCACAAGCUUGUUCCUAGGCUAUCAUUCAUUAAGCAAACCUUACCAUAUAGAAUUAUCUGUAUAAGGUGUUUUCAAAUUGCUUUAAUUUCCUAUGUAACUGGUUAAAAAAAGGGGGCCCUGAACAAUAACCAAUCACAUCCAUGUGGGAGGGUCACUUGACGACCAAACCCAGAGACUUGAUUUGACAUGCAAUAUGCAAAUGUAGCAAUAGACCUUGACAGUGAAGUGUUACAAUACUUCAACAUUGUAACAGUUUUGAUACAAUUUACUUGGUUACAAAAAGUGAAUAUUUCCUUUACAAUAUAUCCUCCAAAAACUCAUCCUACAGAUGAGUGUUACAAUACUUGAACAUUGUAACAGUUCUGAAGCAAUUUACUUGGUAACAAAAAAUUGAAUAUUUCCUUUACAAGAUAUCCUCCCAAAACUCAUCCUACAGAUAACAAUCAAAAUCGCAGCUUUGUAAUUUAGAAGACUUUUUAAAAGUUACAAAUCUCUUAUAAGUUGUUACCAUUAUUUGACUUAAUAUCUACUACGAUUGUUCUUACAGGCGGCAGUUGAUGCAUUUAGAGACUUUACGUCAGUUGAUCCAGACUUAAUCUGGCUGAGUUUGAAUGACCUGUACUGCCCAGGAGAGCUUACUCCACCACAUGAAACAUUCCAGCCAGUCCUACUGGCAGGAGUUCUUCCACAAUGCAAAGAAUAUGCUGAGAAUGUAAACUUGCUGUUAUAUCCAGCCUGUAAAUAGCAACAGUAUCGUGGACUUUUUGUUGAACUGGUCUUGAACUUGUUCUGACGAGCUAUUGUUCUUGUUACAAUUGUUGGAAUUUGUAGAUAGCAUUUGUUGUUUUUUUUCCUUUCUGGAAUGCCUC